Ixodes scapularis (black-legged tick) is the source of this 9835-nucleotide messenger RNA. RefSeq lists its product as uncharacterized. The transcript has 55 exons. Gene Ontology annotation, molecular function: protein binding. The record is from RefSeq and is a predicted model, not a curated record. Lineage: Eukaryota; Metazoa; Arthropoda; Arachnida; Ixodida; Ixodidae. Bases 709 to 9528 code for a protein of 2939 amino acids.
CUCUUCUACCAGCAGCCCCACCUGGUGUUCGACUGGCGACACCAGGGUCGCCCUCACGCACACACGUCUGUGCCCUUCUACAAGUUCCGCCUCCCUGCGGCCAGCAACCGGACGGACGCUCAGGUCACUGUACGCAUCCGUUCCCCCGUUUCUCGACUGGUCUUGAAAGAAACUCUGAAGAGCACAGACUGUGACCGGCCCUGGGUCAGGACCCGGGUUGGCCGGAGGGACGUCGAUGGCGUCCAAGUUGACUUUGAGAUCGUGCGCUGGAAUGGUAUACGAUCUCGGCCAACGAAGCACUUGGAGGUCUUUUACCAGGUCGCUGUGGGACGCCCGCGACGCUUUUCCGACAACAUCGCUGUCCCUGGGAACAACACUGCGUUUCGAUGGCGUCGCCGAUUCCGUCCGGAUGAUCGGGUUAUCUUGGUGACGGCGCGUACAUCUCCGCCGGCCCACGGUGUCUUGGUCGUCGGCCGAGGAACGCCGCUCCCCACCACCAUCAGCAUCGCCGGAUCGUCGGUCGUCACUUCUUGCGGGCUCUCGGCGACCGAUUCGUGGGAGGCCGUGCGGCGCGAUCGAGCACGUAAUCCUGUCGGAUUCCUCUACCGAUGGACUCUGGGAAGCGGACGGCCAUCGCCCAUCUCCGGCUUCGAUCGGUUUUCGGCGGCGACGCUGGGUGCCGGAACGCACACACUGACCGUGACUGCGAUGCCUGGCUAUGGGACUCCCGGUGACUUACGACGACAGCUGCAUAGCUCGCGGAACAUCACCGUGCUGCGCUGUGUCCGGAUCUCUGAAUUCUCGGCGGUCCCCGUGGCCCUCGGCGGAGACGCAACCUUCAAGGUAUCAGUUACCGGAACACCUCCGGUCUACAUCCGUGCGGUCUUCGACGACGGUUCGCAGCGGAGGUGGACCAUCUUCCACGACCCUUGGACCUUCAGAUUCGAUCGGCGCUACACCGAGACCGGGAGCAAGCACGCCUCGCUGAAGGCGUCCAACGCGGCCAGUUGGACCUCCGCGUCCGCGGUUGUGGUCGUCCAAGAACCCGUGUCUGGUCUGAACGUCCGACUGCUGUCUCCGACGUCGCCGGUGCCGCUGCUCCGGGAGGUCGUGGUCGAGGCUACUGUGGAGUCCGGCACGGGCCUGAAAUUCCGCUGGGACUUCGGCGAGGGGGAAAUGCACGAGCAGGACACGCAGGUCCAGAGUCGUGGCCGCACCAGCGUGGCUCGUCACGUCUACGGCAUCGCAAGCACGUACAGCGUCACCGUGUCCGUGUCAAACGUGCUGUCGCAGCACAACCUCUCCGCUCGCCUGGAACCUCCCAUAACAGUCGUCGAGGACAUCGACAAACUGCGUGCGGACGUCGUCGGUGGCCGCUACGUCGUCCUCCUCCACGACUGUGACGGCGCCGUCUCCGACCACCCACCAUCCGACGAGGCCGUGUCCCCCACAGCGUACCAGGACAACUCCUGGUCAUUGAGUCCGUCAACAGCAAGAAACGAUGACGUGUCAGGAGCGUCGAAGGUUGUGGGUGACACGUCGCCGACGAGCGUUGAGUGCGAGACGAGUGACGAAGUGUUGUUCGAGGCCUGGGUGUGGAGAGGAUCUGACGUCGUGUUUGUCUUCGACUUCGGGGACGGCCAGAUCGAACGUGUCGACGCCGUGCUCAACGAGAGGUCGAUGCCUACAGCGAUCGUGGCCCAUCGCUACGCCAGAGGAGGAGCGUUCGGGGUGUCCGUGACGGCCAGCAACCCGCUGGGCAACGUGAGCUGCGUGAUCGAUCGGCGGCUCCACGUCCAGCGGAGCCCCCGCGGACUGUCCCUGGACCGGCCGUACUACGUCGCCCGGGUCGGCUCGGCGCUCACGUUCGGCGCCGCGCUGGAGCGAGGCACCGACGCCUCCGUCUCGUGGACGCUCUCCGACGGGGUCCUCGCCAGUGGCCGCACGGGAUGGAACUUCACUCAUCUGUUCGAGCGGCCCGGCACCUUCGACCUGUUCGCCGAAGCGAGCAACUUGGUCGCCCGAGAACUCGCUCUGCCGCGCCCGAACGCGACGGCCAAGGUCCACGUUCAGGAACCGCUCCAAGACAUGGACCUUUGCCUCCUGCUGUCGGAGGGUGAGGUGUGUGCUCCCGCCGACCUGACUCUUCCACUUGAAGACAAGAUGAUGCUCCGAGCCACAGCGCAGCCCGAGACGGAGAAGAUGGUCCGGUUCUUGUGGUCUAUAGGCAGCGAGGAGGUCUACGCCACUUACGACGGACACAUACUGCUGGGCCUCGAUCAUCCGGGAACCUACUUGGUGAACGCGACGUGCCAGAACCACGUGAGCUACGUGUCGUCCGCUCCGUUGCGCCUGGACCUCGUUCAGCGGGUGGGCAACGUCACCGGGAUUCGGCACUCGGGCUCCGUGCUGGUGGGACGCGUCAGCCGCUUCCAGGUGCUCUUCUGGUUCGGCUCCAACCUCACCUUCCUCUGGGACUUCGGAGACGGGAGUCCAGCCACGCUGGACGUGGUUCCACAUGCCGAGCACGUCUACAAUAGAACUGGCAAAUACAGGGUGCAGGUGACUCUUCAGAACGCUUAUAGCCGGGCGGAGUUCGAAACGAACGUGUUUGUCCUGGAAAAACCGUGUGACCAGCCGGUGAUCAGCAUGUACAGUGUUGAAGAGGCACGUUAUGAUCAGGACAUUCACAUCGAGACUGACGUGAGCACGUCGUGUUCGGCUUCGAACAAAGUGAAGUACUCUUGGACGAUUUGGAAACGUUCAUCGACCGGGAUGAUCGUCGUUCCCAUCCCUGUGAUCAGACUGGGCAAGGAUCUGCACCUUCCCGCGAGAUCACUCCUCCCCGGAGAGUACGUCGCUUCGCUCAAGGCUGAGAUGCUGAACAGCGUCGUUUACAAAACAGAAAACAUCACAUUCCACAUUAUCAAACCUCCUGCUGAAGUCCUUAUUCAAGGUGGUAUCUGGCGAAUGAUUGCAACAUCAAUGAAUGCAUCCCUUGAAGCCAAUUUCAGUGCAGACAUCGAUUGGUCUCAGCUAAGCUGGGAAUGCAGCAGACUUGGCUCUAAUUCACCCUGCUUUGAAAGCAUGAGUCCCUUCUUGCCGGCAACUAAUAUGAGCACGUUAACAUUUCCCACUUCGUAUCUCCAUGGACAUCUUGGGACAUAUUUAUUUCGCUCAACUAUGAGUCAUGAUUCAUCAUCAACAUCUGCUGAAGUGGUUCUCGACAUGUCUCAUGGAUUCUCUCAUGCCCGUACUUUCUACAUCACGUGUGAAUCCUGUGACGGUCACUCGGUAAAUGGUGAAAAGAAACUGUUGCUACAAGCAGCUUGCAUAGACUGUGGCACUGACAGUGACUUUGAGUAUGCCUGGAAGCUUUGGCAUGUACUCGAUGGGAAUCAUAGGUUUCUUCUCGGUGAUGGAAGAUGUGUAGAGCCCGAUGGUACAACAUUCUUACUACUGUCCAAAGACACCAAGAAUGCCAAAGAGCCAUCUGAAAAUAGCCCUCCUGAUGUCAAGGAGGAGAAAGGGGAUGUAUUUCCUCCCUUUCCUGCUAUUUUGGGACUUACCGAUGAACAGACAAGACUUCAGAAAGGUUAUUAUGGUGGGUUCGGCUUCUUGGCAUCUGAAAAAGAGUCUUCAAAAGUCUUCCCAAUUCUGCUCUCGUCUAGUGAAAAGUUUGACAUCAGAAAGAACUCAAGUUUCAUCUUUGGAAGACAAUCUUAUCUGGAUGACAUCAAGGAAGGUCCCACAGGAGAACUGGGAAGUGCAAGGUCUCGUAACCAGCGCAUCUAUUUUUCGAGACCCUUUUAUGGUACUGAAAGAAGUCAAUUGGGAGCUUUGAAUGUUCAUCAAAGGAAACAGCCGGCAUCUUUGGGAUUACUGCAAGCUCGUCGGGUCAGAAGCACUGGUGAAGCAUCUCCGAAAUAUGUUUCGAAGGUCUUACAAACCAUGCGGUACCCUAGAGUGAUGGUUGACAUUGGUCCUAGUGUCUCAACAAGAUCAGCCCCACAUUGGCUUACUUUGCAUCCUGGGGUACUUCGGGUUGGAUCCACAUACUUGGCUCAAGUCAGCAUUUUUCAAAAAGGUACAAGUGCUCUGCUGGGUGAAACCAUGCAGCGACUUGAAGUCGCCGUAGGCCCCCUAAACGGCCGCUGCACUGUGACGCCCACCUCUGGUGUUGCACUGGAGACAGUGUUCCGCCUACACUGUAUGGAAUGGAAAGGUGCUCAUCCUCCAUUCCUCUAUGAACUGAGCUACAGCCUGAAACCCAACGGACCGAACAAAAUUGUGUACAGCGGAUUCCGACCAUGCAUCCGCUUCUGGCUACCUCCUGGAUGGAACUCGCAGAGAGGCAUUGUAUAUUUGAAAGUCGUCGUGAGAGACAGCAGGGGAGUGGGAACCCAAGUGUGCUCCAUUGAAACUGAAGUCGCAGCGCCCAGGCUCAGUACAUCGCUCGCCAAUUACUUGCGAAAUAUUACACUACAUCCACGGUCGAAGUUGGCCCAACUCAUCGGUGAACAGAAUCAUCAAGCGGCUUUGAAUCGAAUUCAUGUCAUCCUCCACAUGUUGAAAAAUGUCAGAGCGGUUGGAAACCAUCCAAAUGGAUCAGGAACUACGGUCAAAAAAAGAAUCUUCAAAUUUACCCUGGAGACCCUCCAUUAUGUGCACCUGUUCGAUUCGUUCGCAACAAAAAGUUUGCUGCUCACACUGGGAGUGGUGCUGGAACCCCCGUUUCAAGGAGAGGAAUCCGACCUUGGAAGGGCUGCAGAACUGUUACAAUCCAUUGUGCAAUUUCCGAGACCAACGACUGCCAUCUAUAAGUUUUUCGCGCCAACGACCACCGAGAUUAUCAACAUCAUGGGAACUCUUAUAAAGCUGGCUCAAGAAGCAGGCAGACAUGACUGGCAUUUUCUGCUCAUGUGCAACCUGAUCCUCCAUUCGACACUCAAGGUGUCUCUGCAGGAGGACUGUGCUCCAAAUAAAGCAAUUCAAUUUUCAUCACCGUGGGUGUCGGUAGCAUCCGUAUGUUCGUCAGCAAGGACGUCACCUUUGAGGAUUCACUCAGAAUGGAAUACUGUUACUUUGCCUCCAGCAUCCUCAGACGACCACAGGAGGUUUACUGACACAUCUAGGAAUUGUGACAUCACUUCCGUGUAUUCAUUUCCUUAUAUGCCAUUCAAAGCUCCUCCAUCAUCACAUGCAUAUCCUGUGCCACACACAUCAGUAUUUACUGUCAUUCUUAACAGAGUCGAUUCUGCUUCUCAGAAAGAUUGGAUUACAUUGCUUUUCAAAAGGACACCAGCAAACAAUCGAGUCAACAAGGCAAUAAAACCAGCUUUUCUGCUUCAGCCAGGCCUUGCAAACAAGCAUCUGUUGAAUGUCACCAGGACCCUGUUGGGGUAUUCUUUAUACAUCAAGAUUUCGUUUCGCCAACUGUCUGGACCCUUAGGAAUACAUCUGAGCUCUGGAGGAUACAUUGAGGACGUGAAUGGUGCAAGAGUCAUUGUGCAAGAUAAUGGCAAUGUUGAGAUUUUUGUUCCUGAGAGAACAAUGACAGCACUUGGGACAUAUUACCUGAUCAUCGCUCAGAAGCCACAAAUGAACAAACGCUGGAAAGUGACCUAUGGAGAUAGAGACAUACCAUAUGACAUAAAAGGAUUUUGGCAAAGAUGCAUGCAGUACAUACCAGAUGAUCACCAAUGGAACACCACGGGCUGCUUUGUCAGAAGCUCCACAAAUGAAAAAUAUGUUCAUUGCCAAUGUGUGGGUUCUACAGUUGUAACAAUGAACACAAUUCCCCUGCACCCAAACGUCACAAAGGUUCACACACAAAGUCUGUUUGCUCGACCAGUCAACGGACCUGUCAUCAUGUUUGUCCUUGUCAGCUUCUUGGCUUACGGUGUCUUGGUUGCUCUCUUUCACAAGAACCAGCAAUCCUCUCAUAAAUCGAGACACAUAGUUUCCCUAGAGCCUUGUUUGUCCACUGCUCGCCAUCUUUACUUGGUCAUUGUGCGCACUGGGCCAUACUUUUGUGCAGGAACAUCGGCAAUGGUGUCUCUUCGCUUGCACGGGGAAAAUGAAAUGUCGACACCCAAGGAGCUUUUGGACCCCAAUGGAGGAUCACAGUUAUUUCAGAGAGGUUCUAGUGAUGCCUUUCUUAUCAGUACAGGCAAGGGGCUAGGGAAACUCUGGAAGUUGGAGGUCUGGCACAACAAUGCAGGACUGUCUCCAUCGUGGUUCUUACAGGAUAUCUCUGUGAUGGAUCUACAAACAGAAGUUGUUUCACACUUCAUUUUUAACCAAUGGCUUUCUGUGAGUGAUGGAGAUGGCACAAUUGGAAAGGAGGUACCAGUGUCUCCAGCAGAGCAAAGCUUAUUCAAGGAACUCACAAACAACCUGUUGUCUGCAUUCAGUGAGCACCACCUUUGGAGCUCAGUUCUGGCUGCUCCCAGAUGCAGCCUGUUCUCACGCAUCCAGAGACUCACAGUGUGUCUGUCUACGGUCUUCUCAUCAUCUGCCCUCUGCACCCUCUGGGUGUGCUUUGUGGUGCCUGAGCCAUCGACGCAGAACGUCAUCACUGGGAUUUCUGUGUGGAGGAUUCUCCACGCCAUCGGUUUUUCGCUCGUGGUUCAUGCUGUGCAUCAGGUGCCGGCUGUAAUCUUCCGAAACAGCACAUGCACCAUUAUUCCCACCAAGCUUCUUGCACAGUGCUGGCAGCUGGUGAACCGCAUUCCAGGAUCGAUUUGCCGAGUCGGCAAGAACUCCUCGCGAAGUGCCGGAAGUACAAUCGAGGGAUCGACAACCAGCUUCGGUGAUGGCGACGAAACCGACUCCUUAUCAUCGUACGAAAGCAUGUCUCUGUAUGGAACGAGUCUGAACGCAGAGUCCGAGAAGGGUUCAGAGGCUUUGGACUCCAGCUUUUAUUCGAGGAGCCCUCUGUCUCCGCUGGAGGCAACCCUGGUGCAGUGGCAGGAGAUCGAGGUCUGGGCUCGUAGAAAACGGGAGCAGAUUCAUCAUCUGGUUCAUAGCAUCAGUCAGUUGAGUCUCCACCACACCCUUCAAGGUCUUCCGGAAAAGUGCCUUGCUACUGGUGAUACUUCAGUGCGUAGCCCCGGCCCCAGUGGAAGUGGCUACCUCCCUGAAACGGCAUGCAGAGUGCCUUCACUCGAAGACAGCUGUGUCGUCCUGCCCUCUUGGGUGGGGCUCAUUGGAUGGCUGGUUGAAGCAGGCGUCAUUGUGUGCUCCGUGUAUGCGCUCAUAGCCUACAGUGAAAUGUUUUGGGUACUUUCAAACAUCCUCUGUUUCGAGCUCAUCAUUCUCACCAUCCUAUCGUCUGUAUUCCUGGUAUACCCACUUCAGGUCCUUGUGAUCUCCCUUUACUUCACCGCACAGUCGUGCCUUCGACCAUUCGGUGCCUUCGUCGUGCUGCGAUGCAGAUGUGACGCCGCACUCAGGCGGCUUGUGAAGGAUCUUUGUGGCUCCACAAAGAAACGCGAAGCUGGUUCAAGGCCCAACUUUCACACCCUGGAGCCCAGAAAAUCAGCGGCUCUGAACUACCUCCGCCACCCCUCGGAAUAUUCCCUCAUCCAGGCGAGGAAACGGUUCCUACUUACCGCUGAAGCCACAGAGGCUCUCCGGUAUUGUACAGUAUGUCUUAUGUUCAUGGCUGUUCUGCUGAUGGCAGCAUUCUGUGGGACAUCAGAACUGCACUAUCGUCAACACAAGAGCAUUGCCAAUUUGUUUAGAAGGCCAGAUCAUGUCAGCAAGCAGAGUAUGAAGGAUAAUGUUUUGUUUUUGACCCAGAGUGUGCUCCCAUUGCUAGGCGGCAAUGAAUCUGUUAAGCUUCUUCUCCAAACUGGCAGCUAUUGCAUUGUGCCGUUCAAACUUUUUCUUGCUCGAGAGUUUCCUGAUGAGCUGCAACAGAACUGCCAGCACUCCUGUGGCCAAAAUGGCUGCUUUGACAACUUCUGUCGCACGUCAUUAGAAAGAUUGCAAAACAAACAUCUCGGCACCAUCAAGGGCGUGAUGCUACAGUUCGAGCUGUAUAACCCAGCAUUGGAAUUUAUCAGUGCAGGGAGAUUCACUAUUGAAGCAAACGUUGGCAUUCAUGCGCAUUUGAAGCUACACAUCUGUCGUGUUCAUCACGCUGCCUUGACUCAUGGGAAUCUGACUAAGGUGCUGAUUCUCCUCAUGAUUCUCUGCAACUUCAAAACUCUGAUUUGGAAGUCUAUGAAAGGGAAGUGGAUGGCAUAUUUGCAGUUUUGGAAUCUGAUUGAGGUCAUCUUUUGCAUUACUGGCCUCUGCUACAUAGCUUGCUGUCUUGCUGAGUUUGUGGCCCUAGAAAACCUGCUUGGGCAUGUGCAUCAUAAAGGGAUGAACAUUUUUGAGUUUUCUCUGGUUCUCGUCAUGUGGCAACAUGUCUCAAGGACUUUGCUUGGAUUCUUGAUUUUCAUCAACACAUUGAGCUUGUUGAGGGUGUUCUACAUAAUUAAACAGUCAUGGAUAUUUCAGUUCAUCAGCAUCAUCAGCAGAGUAUGGAAGGAAUCGGCUUGUUUGUGUGUGUGUUGGAUGGUGAUCCUGGGAUCCGGCUCUUUUCUGAGUCAAGCCAAGUUUAGAGCAGGAGUUGUUCAUCUUACCUCCACAAUCUUCAGAGGAAUUGCAUCAUCCUUUGGUCUGGUCAGCCAAGUCACCAUGGUUUAUCCUUGGAAUCAUGUUGGGGAGCUCCUUCAAAUUGGGACCUGGAUCUUUGGAACAACUGUCACAUUUGCUGCGGUGAAAGCAUUGAAUAUUCAACAGAAGAAAGUCUUCAAACAUAGGUCUUUUGAUGGGAUGAACAUCAGGCUCUUGGUGAUGGGAUUGAAAGAAAGGCUCAGCAUCUUGUUUGGGAAGAGCAUUUACGGACAGGUACCUUCAGGAGACUGCAGGAAACUUCAUGGUGAAUUUUUGCUCUUUGAACUGGAAAAACUGAUGGAUGAACUGGUGCAAAAAGCUGAUCAGCUAUUUCCACAGUGCUCUAUUGAUGCCUUCACAGAAUCAACAUUGGCAUGUAAUCCAAAUUGGGCUCCACUUAACGAAGAUGGGGGAGCCUCAAGUUCAAGCCUCAGCCAUCCAAUCUUCGAGGGGUGUGAUCUACUAAAGACAGGGAAUGGUGGCCGGAACUCAAGCCCUAACUCAAUCUACCUUGCAAGCAGUUCGGAGAAAUCCAUGGAGCACAGACAUGUUGAGCAUCGCAGUGCGUUCCACAGAAGGCGACGAGUCCUCGACUUACACAGGACAGCGCUCAAGGUUUCAAAGAAAAGCCAAGCUCAGAUGUCAAAGCAGUCUCUCAGACAAAAGACGACAGCCAUAAGGGGAUCACUCUCAGAACUCUCAUCCUCCUCUUCGAGCUCCCUUCAGAGGGCGAGGAGGCAGAACGAAAGGUUAGCGCACUUUAGACAGCUGAGAACCAAAUCGCGAGAAAAGGUACAUAAUGGAAAUGUCAGGACCGUUUGGGAUGACCGUGUCUUGGCCUACCUAAAGGGAUAGCGGUGUUACGCUCACAUGGCGAGGCUGCCGUAUAAAACGUACAGUACUUAAAAAGUUUGGCAAAGUUUGCUGAGGGAGAAUACGAAGACGAUAAAACUGCUUGUCGUUGAGCUUCAACUUUGAACAUAAUGCACAUAUAUUUUUCACUGCUCAUAGCUCUAACUUCACAAGGUUGUGAUGAGGCGUGUUUAACUACACGUAUACAGAAGGGUUGAGAUGUAUAAUAUUCGUUGCUUAGCAACAGUGUGAAUAUGUUGUGUCAUUACGUUCAUAUGGUUUGUUUCAUCAAUAAACAUUGUUUCAUCAA